UCAUUUUUCAAUAAAAGCUUCUAAACUCAACGAUUUGGCUCGAAAUCUCAGCGGUCCUCUGCCCUCCGUUUUCCUUCGGUACUUUCCACCAAAAUCAUACACAAUGUCGAGCCCAAUCCCACCCCCGCAAAAGGUUCUCCUUCUCGCAUACGACGGCAUGAACACACUCGAUUGGGCAGGACCUCUCGAGGUUCUGUCUAUGGCCACAACACCCUCUGGCUCUCCAGCCUUCGAGGUCACGAUCGCCACAGUCUCUUCUUCCCCAAACACCACCUCUCCACCCCCAUCCGUUCAGACCGCCGAACGGGGAAUCAUCACACCACACAUCAACAUCGCAUCACGCUCUCCUGAUCUUCCCCAGAUUUUGGACGAGUACCCGACCCUGGUCGUCCCCGGAGGAGAGUUAUCGACCCUUCUCACUCUCGCGAACGAUACCUCAGGACCCAUCAUCGAGUUAAUCAGAGCUUUCGCUGUCCUUCCACCGAAAGAUGCACGCGGAGACGAUCGUAUCAUCCUCGUCAUCUGUACGGGAGCAUUCUUCCUUCCUGCAACUGGGAUUCUUCGUCGACCUUCGAGUGCGGUGAAGCAGGAUAUUCAACUCGUGACGCACCAUUUAGCGCGUGAUGCGUUUCGUGCGCUGGUGGGAAAGCCGGAGUAUACGGAGAAAGGCUUCCGUUUGGAAGUAUUGGACAAGAGGUUUGUGGAUGCUGGGAAGCUGUUGGGGACAGGCGAGGGAGGCGAGGGAGUCAGGUUAAUCACCUCAGGUGGUGUGUCGGCUGGAAUGGAUGCAACACUCUAUGUCGUGGAGAGGAGGGCCGGCAUGGAAUGCGCUAAGGGCUCAUCAGAUAGGUUAGAGACUGUAUGGCGAAGGGAUGAGGGUGUGAUCGCGAGCGAUUGAAGAGACAAGCUCGUAGGAAUUUUGCCCAAGGAAGGCUGUAAUCUCAUCCCAUCGACUGUUGGGAGGAGCUAGAAUUCCACCUGUAAAAGAAUAUAAGUAUCCAGGCAUGCUCUCACGACUCAGGGCCCAUUCGGUGCGCAUCAGAAAUUGGUUCGCUAAGCUUGCUUAUGAUAUUCUGGAAUAUCUGUUUUGAAAUGAUCCAUCCGCUUUGAUAUCAUCGAGUUGUUCUCAACCGCAACGUCUAGCGACACUAGCGAUUUUUAAAGCGUACAAGGCAUUACUUACCACUGCCAUCCACAUUUGUGUGACGCCGUUU
This is a messenger RNA of Stereum hirsutum FP-91666 SS1, 1214 nucleotides long. Its product is annotated as class I glutamine amidotransferase-like protein. The record is from RefSeq and is a predicted model, not a curated record. Lineage: Eukaryota; Fungi; Basidiomycota; Agaricomycetes; Russulales; Stereaceae. Bases 104 to 898 code for a protein of 264 amino acids. The transcript is spliced from 2 exons.